Messenger RNA from Habropoda laboriosa, 2475 nucleotides. RefSeq names its product putative RNA-binding protein 15 (gene nito). The transcript has 2 exons. The record is from RefSeq and is a predicted model, not a curated record. Gene Ontology annotation, biological process: regulation of alternative mRNA splicing, via spliceosome. NCBI's taxonomy places the organism in Eukaryota, Metazoa, Arthropoda, Insecta, Hymenoptera, Apidae. The coding region runs from base 160 to 2475 and encodes 771 amino acids. Gene Ontology annotation, cellular component: nucleus. Gene Ontology annotation, molecular function: mRNA binding.
GUCAAGUAAAGAAAGAAGAAAGUCGCCAUUUUGUGUUCGCCGAGAGGGAUACGGACUGUGAAUGACGGCUUGAUUCAAGCUAAAUAGCCUUCGUGUGAUUAUUGUUCUUUUGUUUUUUUCUCCACCAUUCGUUCGGCUCUGCCGUAUUAAACAGCGUUGAUGAUUGGAAUUCCGCGUGACGAUCGACAUAAGAUCACGGUUAAAAUCCGCAACAAUAUGAAAAGGAGCUCUAGUCGCGAUACUCCGCCUCCUCGCGUCAAACGAAGCAGAUCAUCUAUGGGGCGAUAUGAUGAUUCCAGUGAUGAACGAAUAACUCCUGAAAGGAUUCGUCGUCGCAGUAGGGGUGCAAGAAGUCCUAGUCCUCCAACGCGUGCCUCUUCUCAUGCUCGUUAUGUAGAAUCAAGUUCUCAUAGGGAUGAUUAUUUAAGAGCACCCAGAGAAUUACCUCCAGAACGUCCAUAUAGCUACAAAGUUCUUUGUAUCAGUUCAAUUCACCCAAAAGCAAGUGAUGAAGUGAUUAAAGAUACUCUCUAUAGAGAAUAUAAAAAAUUUGGAGAUUUUUCUAUUAGAAUUUCUCAUGAAUUAGACGAACGUGUUGCUUAUGUUUGCUUUAGAAGUUCCGAAGAUGCCAGAGAUGCAAAACAUGCAAAACCAAGAAUUAUUAUGUAUGACAAAGUAGCACUUGUUGAACCAGUUUAUGAAAGACCUGACACUUAUCGUCGUCCAAGAUCAAUUACACCCCCUGAUUAUGAAAGAUAUUAUGCUAGAAGUCCUGGUCCAACAGAUAGACAUAGGCCUCUAGAAAGAUAUGAAAGAGUUUAUGGACCUCCAGUUGGAUUGCCUCCACCACAUAGAGAAAUGAGACGUGAAGCAAUUCCACCUCCUCAUCAUGAAUUUGUUAGACCACCAAUUCAUCAUGGUCCACCUCAUGUUCACCCUGGUCCACCUCAUCAUUAUGGUCCUCCAAGGCACAUGAUGAUACGACAUCCAGUUCAUGGAUUUGAGCGUGUAGAGAAUAAAAAAGAUAAAUUUCCUAAUUAUUUACAUCAUGUUUCUCCAGAAGAUGAUCCACUGGCAACAAGAACUCUCUUUGCAGGAAACUUGGAAAUCAAUAUUACAGAAGAAGAAUUAAGAAGGAUUUUCAGUAAAUAUGGAAUUGUCGAUGACAUUGAUAUCAAAAGGCCUCCACCAGGAACAGGAAAUGCCUAUGCUUUCGUCAGAUUCCAGACUUUAGAUAUGGCACAUAGAUGUAAGGUUGAACUUUCUGGACAAUACAUAGGAAAAUUCCAAUGUAAAAUUGGUUAUGGGAAAGCUACACCUACCACAAGAAUUUGGGUUGGUGGUUUAGGACCUUGGACAUCUGUACCACAGCUAGAAAGAGAAUUUGAUCGAUUUGGAGCAAUAAAAAAAAUUGAUUACAUAAAAGGAGAUAGCAAUGCUUAUAUUUUAUAUGAUUCAAUAGAUGCAGCUCAAGCUGCUGUAAAAGAAAUGAGAGGGUUUCCCUUGGGUGGUCCAGAUAGAAGACUGAGAGUAGAUUUUGCAGAUGUAACUCCUGGAUUUGGAUUUAAACCAAGACCUUAUCCAGAAGAAAGUGGAGAGUUUCGACCAAGACCAGUAGAUUAUGAACCUUCUUAUGAUCCCUAUGGACCAGAUAGUGAUUUUGGCUAUGGACCAAGAGGAUUUAGAGGUAGAGGAUCUGCCCCAUGGCAUGAAAGGAGAGGUGGAGGAAGAGGAGGUUAUCGUGGAACUUACCCAGAAAGUUAUAUGAGAGAUGAAGCUGAUUGGUCUAGCCGUAGACCACCUCCAGAGUUAGAAUAUGAAACACCAAGAAGUUUACGUCGAUCUUUAUCAAGGGAACCUGGUGUAGAUAGAUCAAGAUCAAGAUCUCCACGCAGAAGACAAAUUGAUUCUGAUUCAGAUUCAGAAAAUACUCGUAGUGGAAUGCUUUCCACUUCUAGAACACUACCUGAAGUUGCAAGGAAAUCAAUAGCAGUUUGGCAAGGAGCAUUAAUCUUAAAGAAUUCUCUAUUUCCAGCUAAGUUCCAUUUAACUGAUGGUGACACAGAAAUAAUUGAAGCCUUGAUGAAAGAUGAAGAUGGAAAACAUAUGUUGAGAAUUACACAAAGAUUGCGUUUAGAUCAACCAAAAUUAGAUGAUGUGUCAAAAAGAAUCCAAACUUCUAGUUCACAUGCCAUUUUCUUAGGAUUGGCUGGUUCAAGUACAGUUAUUUCUACAGAUGAUGCUAAUGUGCAGACUAGGCCAUUGCGCAAUUUAGUAUCAUAUUUAAAGCAAAAAGAAGCAGCUGGUGUCAUUUCACUGCUUAACAAAGAUACAGAAGGAACUGGAGUUCUUUAUGCGUUUCCACCUUGUACAUUCUCUACAGAACUAUUGAAAAGAACUUGCCCAAGUCUCAGUGAAGAAGGACUCAAGGAGGAUCACCUGGUAAUCGUCGUUGUUAAGGGGGGUAGCGCCUAA